ACACAGACAAAUCGAGUUCGUUCUCUUCCGCAAUGACGGCGUGGCACCUUCACUUCGCCGUGGCUCCGCCAGGAGUUGCCCCCUUGCGAGAUGGCUCAGGCUUCGGCGGAGCCCCGCGCAGCUACUCCUUGCGAGGAGAGGCAACUCGAUCAUGAGCAACCAGAGCGACUCGCAUUCAGGGACGCAUACGGGCUCUGAUGCUGGAGAGUCCUUCGCAGGAUGGCUCCGAGCCAUUCAUGGCUUCGGAGGACCAGGAGAGAUUUCCCUGAGCCAGGCCCAGAGGUGGCUCCGGAGCUGGCGAUCGGCUGCAAAGGAAGCUUGGAAGACAAGCCCAGGCCAAAGAAGCCCGGCUUCAAGUCUCCCGGGCUGCGUGUAGGCCAGCGGCGGGGCGUGAUCUCUCGCAGCGAGAAACCCAUUGCCCUGCCCACGCGUGGCAAAGUAGGGAAGGUGCCGAGCGCCUUCAGCGGUUGGCAUCGGGGCAGGGCGGCGCCGGAAGCCAAGCACGGGCCGGUGGCUCGGAAGCUGCAGCAGGCUUUGCAGCAGGCCUUGGAUCCAGGUCAGCUGGAGGCGGCGCCGCUGCAACGGGCUCUGCAGAGCCUGGCUCGCACGGCGCAGCAGGAGCUGGCAGCCGGACACCUUUCGAAGCGGGAGACCCUGCAGAGCAUAGGCGUAUGCCAGGAGCUGGUGAAGCAGAUUGCCCAGCUCGAGUGGCAUGCCCGGCGAUUGCUGAAGCCCUUGAAGGCUGCGAAGGAGCGGACCGCCGCCUCGGAGCAGCUGCUGCGGCAGGCUGCAGGCCUGGAGACGUCGCACCGGCAGCUGGCGAGGAGCCUGGCGCUGGCGCUGACGAGCCUCGGCCUGGGCCGCGGGCCCUGCUGCGCGGAAGGCCAUGCCAUGGAUGCGGUUCCUUUGCCAAGCCUGGCAGCUGAGCAGUGUGGGGCCUGUGGCCGUCUCAGCGCGCGGGCCGGGGCGGAGGCUUGGGAACCCUGGUGGAAGUGCCGCACCUGCUUCAGGCAGAGCUUCCUGGUGCUCUACUGCGCGGAGUGCGGCAAAGACGCGCAGGACGCCUCCGCCGAGGCAAGGCUCAGCAACUUGGCGCCGGCCAAGCAGUGGCCGCGCCUGGUGCGGCGCCUGAGGGCACGCCUCGCGGGCAAGGAAGAAGAGGAGAAAUACGAGGAGGAAGACGAGGAGGAGGAAAUCCUGUACGGCGAGUGUGAUAUGCGCAACCCCUCGCCGGACACGUCCCUGGACCCCUGCGGUUCCGCCUCGGGCCUCAGCGCGCCACGGAUGCUCAACGCGCCCAGCCCGCGGGCGGAGGACGCCGAGCUGGUCUUUUGGGAGGAGGGCAGCUUCGGCCCUUCCGCUGGCAUUUUCCUGACCCAGGAGCAAGAGCACAGCAGCGUGGCGUCAUCGGCAUCGCCGCUGGUUCCGUCCGUGGCAUCGUCGCCGGAGCCGGAGCAGUUGUAUCCAGGCCUGACUUUGUCGGCGAGGCGAAGCGACAUAUGGAAGCCUAGACCGGUGCCCACCAGCGCCGGGACCAGCCGCUGCGCCACGCCCGCCACGCCGAUGCGCACGCAGACGCCCAAAGCAGACGUCAAGGCCUUGGUCCUCAUGACUCCAGAGCAGAAGCGCCAGAAGGACCGGGAGAAAGAGAGGGUGGAGAGGCAGAUCAUCACGCGGCGUGCCAAGCUACCCAUCAGCCCCGGGCUGGAGAACGUGAUUCUGGAUCAGAAUGGCGAGCUCAAAAGACCCAAAGUCCCGAGCCGCGUGAAGCAGCGCGUGACCAGCGCCAGGAGCGAGACCAAGAGGCGUGCCUGGCCAAUGACAUCGCCAAGGACCUCUUGUCCCGUCCCCACAGCGCCAGCGCGCGCGGACGCCCCCGGCCAACAGCAUACGCAGUGGCGCCCAAGGAGAUGUUCGAUGGGACUUUGCAGGACAUGGACAUCCCUGUUUGGGAGGAGGUUGUGGGCAACUGGCAGACCAGGUUGGCAGAAGGAGGACCUGGCUUUGCGCUGGCCCCGAGACCCGCGGGCGAAGUCGAAGACGUCGCCUUGGCUGCGGAGCGCCCGGAAAGUGCGGCCGCGGCGCCCGCUACGGAGCAGCGGUUACCGAGGCCGUCGUCGCCCCUGUGUCAGGAGAAGUUUCGCGCUUGGCGGCCGGCAGACUGGCUCCGCGAGGCGGCCCGCAAGCCUUGGGUGGACCCGGACCAAGUGAUGCGUCACUACCACCAGCUUUGCCGAUGAGUCUCAGUCCCGGAGUUCCCGGACUUGGUACUUUUUGGGAGCAUUCGGAUGUGGC
Molecule: messenger RNA, 2295 nt
Organism: Effrenium voratum
Lineage: Eukaryota; Dinophyceae; Suessiales; Symbiodiniaceae
Source: the annotation of a GenBank genome assembly